Messenger RNA from Telopea speciosissima, 1976 nucleotides. Its product is annotated as aspartokinase 2, chloroplastic-like. NCBI's taxonomy places the organism in Eukaryota, Viridiplantae, Streptophyta, Magnoliopsida, Proteales, Proteaceae. The transcript is spliced from 13 exons. Gene Ontology annotation, molecular function: aspartate kinase activity. The coding region runs from base 222 to 1931 and encodes 569 amino acids. The record is from RefSeq and is a predicted model, not a curated record. Gene Ontology annotation, biological process: amino acid biosynthetic process. Gene Ontology annotation, cellular component: chloroplast stroma.
GUAGCCUACUGAUCCCAGAGGACGAAUAUAAUCUCGCCGGAGAAUCUUGUCAGAAGAGAUCUUUGUAGUUUCCUUUCAUAGCAGUGUCCCUCCGUCUCUUGUGUUUUCUUUCAUGGCUGCUGAUAAACCCUAGGUUUCCUCAAUUUGUCGAACUAACCAGAUCUGCGAGGUUUUUGUGACUGACGUUAUUCACCAUUGUUUGAACUUUGAACUGCUCAAACAUGGCGGCAUCAUUGCAUUGUGCUGCUGUUAGGAUUCCUUGUGCCGGACUUGAAAGGAGCUCCUCACAUUUCUUGUCUAUCUCAUCAUGCCGCCUUAAAUUUGCGGCUUUCGUGGCUUCGACUUCGGGCCUUUUAUGUCAAAUGUUUGAAGGUGCGUCUAGAAGGAAUGCUUUGAAAAUCAGUUGCGACGCAGGUUUAGCAGCUGCGAUUUACAAUGAGCACACGGUGAAACCCUGCUCUGAUGGAAAUGCCGGGAAGUUUACUUGCGUCAUGAAGUUUGGCGGUUCUUCGGUGGCCUCCGCUGAGAGAAUGAAGGAGGUUGCUGAGCUCAUUCUCAGCUUUCCCCAAGAAAUUCCUAUCAUUGUUCUCUCUGCAAUGGGAAAGACAACUAACCAUCUUCUACUGGCCGGUGAAAAGGCUGUUAGUUGUGGCGUCUCUAAUGUCUCUGAAAUUGAUGAGUUGAGCUUUAUAAAAGAACUUCAUCUUAGAACGGUUAAUGAGCUUGGAGUGCAUAGAUCUACUCUUUCUGAUCACCUUGCAGAAAUGGAGCAACUUCUGAAGGGAAUCGCUAUGAUGAAGGAGAUGACUCCCCGCACAAUGGACUAUUUAGUGUCAUUUGGAGAGUGCAUGUCCACAAGGAUAUUUGCCGCAUAUUUAAAUAAAAUUGGUGCUAAAGCCCGCCAAUAUGAUGCAUUUGAUAUUGGUUUUAUAACAACAGACGACUUUACAAAUGCGGAUAUCUUGGAAGCAACUUUUCCAGCUGUUGCAAAGAGGUUACAUCAUGAUAUGAUUAGUGAUCCUGCUAUUCCUGUUGUUACUGGCUUCCUUGGAAAGGGAUGGAAAACUUGUGCAGUGACUACCUUAGGUAGGGGAGGAAGUGAUUUGACUGCCACAACCAUUGGUAAAGCGUUGGGCUUGCGUGAAAUUCAGGUCUGGAAGGAUGUGGAUGGUGUAUUGACUUGUGAUCCCAAUAUUUAUCCCCGUGCAGAGCCUGUACCGUAUUUGACUUUUGAUGAGGCCGCUGAACUUGCAUAUUUUGGGGCUCAGGUUUUGCAUCCUCAGUCCAUGAGACCAGCUAGGGAGGGUGAUAUCCCAGUUAGGGUCAAGAAUUCUUACAACCCUCAAGCUUCAGGAACCCUUAUCACUAAAUCAAGGGAUAUGAGUGAGGCUGUACUCACUAGCAUAGUGUUGAAGCGGAAUGUCACUAUGUUGGAUAUAGUUAGCACCCGCAUGCUUGGCCAAUUUGGCUUUCUUGCGAAGGUCUUCUCUAUCUUUGAAGAUUUGGGCAUAUCUGUUGAUGUUGUUGCUACUAGUGAAGUUAGUAUUUCUUUGACUUUGGAUCCAUCAAAGUUUUGGAGCAGGGAACUUAUUCAGCAGGCAAGUGAGCUUGACCAUGUCGUGGAAGAGCUUGAAAAAAUUGCAGUUGUGCAUCUCCUUCAACACAGAUCAAUCAUCUCUCUCAUCGGGAAUGUCCAACGGUCUUCGUUGAUACUAGAGAAGGCAUUUCAUGUUCUCAGAACCAAUGGAGUCAACGUCCAAAUGAUCUCUCAAGGGGCAUCUAAGGUAAACAUUUCAUUAAUAGUAAAUGACAAUGAAGCAGAACAAUGUGUCAGGUCUCUGCACCAGACUUUUUUUGAGGGAGGUAUUCUCUCUGAACAAGAUUCAGGAAGUAGACCCACGAAUAGUUCUGCUGCGCCGUUGUUGGAUUGAUAAUCUUGUCAUUUUAAUUUCAAUUUGAUCCAUCAUUGCAGGUAG